AUGUUAGUGUAUUCAGAAGUCAAUUCUCCAGCAAGACAAUUAUUUUCAUGUUGCAAUGACUGCUCUAUAGAUAAAGCACUUUUGACUAGAAUGAGACAAGAAGAAGUUGAGGAUUUAAUACCAUUAUCAACUAAAAAACUACAAGAAAUUUAUGACUUCGACAGUGAAUAUUUGACAUCAAAAUUUUUUUCAAGAAAUUCAACACAAUCCAGUAACGUAUUAACAUAUCCAUUUAAAUGUUCCUCGACAUCGGCAUUUAUUGCCAAACAGAGUGAUUAUGAAAAAAUUCGACCGAAAGAUACUUGGCAUUGGAAGACAAGAAAUUUAUUGAAUAAUUCUGAUGUCAGUAAGUGUGGGAAAACCAAAUCCUAUUUAACACCCGAAAUCUGUCGAAAAGAAUUCAUAAAACUAAGUAAAUCCAGUUCAUUGAGCAGAAAAUAUCGUCAAAUGACAAUAUUAAAGAUUCUACCAAGAUGGCAUGAACAAAUACUAAAACUAGAUGGAUUCAAGUAA
Messenger RNA from Schistosoma curassoni, 513 nucleotides. Lineage: Eukaryota; Metazoa; Platyhelminthes; Trematoda; Strigeidida; Schistosomatidae. The record is from the annotation of a GenBank genome assembly.